AUCAUGGGUGGGGAAAACCAAAGAAACCAAGGAGCACACACAUACACAUGAUGUUCCAUUCCAUCCCAUCGGGCCGUCGCCAUCGUUGCAAUGGCAUCUCAGACACUUAGAAACUGUCAGUCGCAACUCAUUUUCAAUUCAAUUCCUUUUCACCAUUUUUGAUUUAUUCCUUUCUUUCUUCUUCACAUUAUCCAAAAUUUUCUUCACCAAGUGAACGUCUCAGCCUCAGAAACUAUGUCCUCCACUAUCAACACUUCAGACGGCCAUAACCAUGUUCAAGAUCAAGAAUCUAUUACCAUCCCUUUACUUCGUGGCCAAAGAUCUCCCACCAAUUCCUUCUCUCAAGUCGCCAUCGUCGGCUCUUAUGUCUGCCCCAUAGAAAGCCUUGAUUAUGAGAUUGCUGAGAAUGAUUUUUUCAAGCAAGACUGGAGAACUCGUGGGAAAGUCCAGAUUUUUCAGUAUACAUUUAUGAAGUGGUGUCUGUGUUUUUUGAUUGGGUUAAUUGUUGGGCUUAUUGGGUUCUUCAAUAAUAUUGCUGUUGAGAAUAUUGCAGGGAUCAAGUUUGUUGUUACUUCUAAUAUGAUGUUAGCCUCCAAGUACGGAUUAGCAUUUCUAGUGUUUUCUGUAUCUAAUUUAGUACUCACCCUCUUGGCGGCUAUCAUCACUGCCUUUAUUGCCCCGGUGGCCACAGGUUCCGGUAUCCCCGAAGUCAAGGCUUACCUGAAUGGAGUGGAUGCGCCGGGUAUACUUUCCUUUCGAACUAUGAUUGUUAAAAUUUUUGGAAGCAUUUUUGCGGUGUCAUCUUCUCUUCUAAUUGGAAAGGCAGGCCCCAUGGUGCACACUGGUGCAUGUGUUGCAUCACUUCUGGGGCAGGGUGGGUCAAUUAGAUAUGGCCUGACAUGGAAAUGGUUACGUUUGUUUAAAAAUGACCGGGAUAGGCGAGACCUUGUAACGUGUGGAUCCGCUGCUGGAAUUGCUGCUUCUUUCCGCGCUCCAGUUGGUGGUUUGCUAUUUGCUCUUGAAGAAAUGGCAUCUUGGUGGAGAAGUGCCCUUCUGUUGAGAGCUUUCUUCACAACUGCUGUUGUUGCUAUUCUGCUCAGGGCUCUUAUUGAUGUUUGUUUAAGUGGAAAGUGUGGGCUUUUCGGUAAAGGGGGGCUGAUAAUGUAUGAUGCAUAUUCAGCAAACAUUUCGUAUCACCUUGUGGAUCUUCCACCUGUGCUUGUUCUUGGAGUUCUAGGGGGCAUAUUGGGGAGUUUCUACAAUUUUCUUCUGGAGAAAGUUCUCCGGGUUUACAAUCUUAUUAAUGAGAAAGGGGUUGCUUAUAAAGUCUUUCUUGCACUGUCAAUCUCAAUCUUCACAUCCUGUCUUCUCUUUGGAUUACCGUGGUUUGCAAAAUGCCUUCCUUGCCCAUCUGAUGUAAUAGAACAAUGUCCAACUAUAGGAAGGUCUGGGAACUACAAGAAAUUCCAAUGCCCUCCUGGUCACUACAAUGAUCUUGCUAGCCUCAUUUUUAAUACAAAUGAUGAUGCUAUCAGAAACCUUUUUAGUGCUGGCACUGAUUCGGAGUUUCAGUAUUCGACAAUAAUUAUUUUUUUUAUCACCUGCUUUUUUUUAAGUAUUCUUAGCUAUGGGAUUGUUGCUCCUGCUGGUCUCUUUGUACCUGUCAUCGUUACUGGGGCAUCUUAUGGGCGUUUUGUUGGAAUGUUAGUUGGUACUGACACAAGACUUAAUCAUGGCCUCUAUGCUGUGCUAGGUGCUGCGUCAUUACUUGGCGGAUCUAUGAGGAUGACAGUUUCUUUGUGUGUUAUUGUCCUCGAACUGACUGAUAAUCUACUAUUGCUACCCUUGAUAAUGUUGGUUCUGCUAGUUUCAAAGACUGUAGCAGAUGCUUUUAAUGGCAACAUAUAUGACCUUAUCAUGAAGGCAAAAGGCUUUCCUUAUCUAGAAACUCACGUUGAGCCCUAUAUGAGGCAGCUCACAGUUGCCGAUGUUGUUAUGGGCCCGCUUCAGUUUUUUCAUGGUAUUGAGAAGGUUGGUAACGUGGUUCAUGUUCUCAAAACUACUAGGCAUAACGGGUUUCCUGUGAUUGAUGAACAUCCGGCAUCUGAAAAAACAGUUCUCUAUGGUUUAAUCCUUCGGGCUCAUCUUCUUACAUUGCUAAAGAAGAAAGCUUUUUUGUCUACUCCAGAGCCAGUUGGCAUAGAAGCUUUUACACAGUUCUCAGCAGUGGAUUUUGCAAAGAGGGGCUCAGGCAAUGUUGACAACAUAGAAGACAUCCACUUAUCAUUGGAAGAGAUGGAAAUGUUCUUAGAUUUGCAUCCUUUUACGAACGCAUCACCUUAUACUGUUGUGGAGACAAUGUCACUAGCAAAGGCUCUUGUUCUUUUUCGAGCGGUUGCUUUGAGGCACCUGCUGGUGAUACCUAGGACCUCUGGUAGAUCGCCUGUGGUGGGUAUAUUGACAAGGCACGAUUUCAUGCCGGAACAUAUAUUGGGUUUGCAUCCUUUGCUUGGAAGGAGUAGGUGGAAAAGGUUAAGAAUUCGCAUCCCCCAAAUACUCAACAUCUUUUAGAAAAUCUCAGCGAAGCGUGGGAGCACACCUUUCAAAGGAAGACCAUAAAUAGUCUUAUUCAGCAGCAUUCAAUUAUAUCCUAUCCAGAGCUGAAGAUAAGCAAAUGGGUGCAUGUCGGCAUGGCUUUAGAGGGUGUCUGAGUUGGUGAUUCUCUGAUGAGAUAAGCGACUGUGCACUUUUUUACUGCUAGUGUACAAAUUUCUUAUUGCCUCACCUAAGAAUUUUUCGUUGAAAUGGUUUGUUAAAGGACUUUUAGAAUUGAGAUGAUGAGGUGUUGUAUGGUAGCCUGCUUUCAAAUGAAUCAUGGGAAGUAUAGUUGUUAAAAACUCA
Messenger RNA from Mangifera indica (mango), 2901 nucleotides. Its product is annotated as putative chloride channel-like protein CLC-g. The record is from RefSeq and is a predicted model, not a curated record. Bases 235 to 2571 code for a protein of 778 amino acids. The transcript has 7 exons. Lineage: Eukaryota; Viridiplantae; Streptophyta; Magnoliopsida; Sapindales; Anacardiaceae. Gene Ontology annotation, cellular component: intracellular membrane-bounded organelle; plant-type vacuole membrane. Gene Ontology annotation, biological process: transmembrane transport; chloride transport. Gene Ontology annotation, molecular function: voltage-gated chloride channel activity.